Funneliformis caledonium is the source of this 1089-nucleotide messenger RNA. Lineage: Eukaryota; Fungi; Glomeromycota; Glomeromycetes; Glomerales; Glomeraceae. The record is from the annotation of a GenBank genome assembly.
AUGUUGCCAGAUAAUUCAAAUAUUUCAUGGGUUCUUCAACAAGUUGGUGAUAUUCAGCUCGAAAAUCGUCUGCGAACUGCACCAAAAUCUAAUGAAGUUGAAAUAGCUGUCAAAGCAACCGGCAUUUGCGGUUCUGACGUUCAUUAUUGGGUUCAUGGUCACAUUGGUGAUUUUAUAGUAAGGGAACCAAUGGUUUUAGGCCAUGAAUCCUCUGGCAUUGUGACAAAUGUCGGAAGAGACUGUAAAACUUUAAAAGUUGGUGAUCAAGUCGCAAUUGAACCUGGCGUACCUUGUUAUACUUGUCAUUUUUGUAAACAUGGCCAAUAUAACUUGUGUAAAGAUAUGAAAUUUGCUGCAACUCCGCCAGUUAAUGGUUCACUUUGCCAAUAUUAUUAUUGUCCGGAAGAUUUUUGUGUAAGAUUACCAGAUAAUUUUCCAUCAUUAGAAGAAGCAGCAUUAAUUGAACCGUUAUCGGUUGGAGUUCACGCAUGUAAAUUAGCGGAACUUAAAGUAGGUCAAACAGUAAUGAUAUUUGGUGCCGGAACCGUUGGAUUAUUAGCAGGAGCUGUAGCGAAAGCAUCGGGAGCCAUUAAAGUCACAAUGGUUGAUAUAAAUCAAUCUAGGUUAAAUUUUGCAAAAAGCUAUGUAGCCAAUGAAAUCGUAUUAGCAGAAAGUAUUAUUCCUCAAGGUUUAAAUUCAAUCGAUUUUUCUAAAAUGUUUUCACAAAAAUUAUUGGAAUCAGGUGUUGAACAAGCUGAUGUUGUAUUAGAAUGUUCUGGAGCUGAAACUUCUAUUCAAACUGGUAUUUAUAUGACUAAAUCAGGAGGAACUUUUGUGCAAAUUGGAAUGGGUAAGAAUGUUGCGCCAAUUCCAAUGGUCGAUAUUAUAGUUCGUGAGAUUAAAAUUAGGGGAUCUUUUCGUUAUUGUAAUACUUACAAAAAGGCUAUACAAUUAGUUAGCGCUGGAUUAAUUAAUUUGAAGCCUCUUAUAACUCAUAGAUUUAACUUCCAAAACGCUGUAAAAGCUUUUGAAACAGUUAAAGAAGGAAAUGACGGUGUUAUCAAAGCAUUGAUUUUAGGAAUGGAGUGA